AUGCACCUCGGCGCGGGCCGGGGCCACACGGGCCUCCGCGGCGCGCGGUCGCCGAAGCUCUUCGCCGCGCUCGGUCCGACCCUCGACGCGCUCCCGGGCCCCGUGGACCUGAGCGCCGCCGCGGCCCACGACGUCGCCGUCGUCUACGACGCCGACGAACCCUCCUGCGACGUCGGCCGCGUCGUCGCCGAGGGGUCCGCGUCCGCGCGGCUCGAGGGCUUCCGGGUGGCGGACAGACGGUACCGGGGCUCGACGACGAUGGACGCGGAGCUCGCUUUCAUCAUGGCGCGGCUGGCGAACGUGCGAGAGGGCGACGCCGUGCUGGACCCCUUCUGCGGCACGGGCGGCUGCUUAUUGGCGUGCGCGGCCUACGGCGGCGCCCGCGGUUUCGGCGCGGACUGCGACGCUCGGGUGCUGCUCCGGGGCACGUCGCACUGGGACGAGGCCAGCGGGCGGCUGCCGCUGCGGGAGAACGACCGGCUCCGGCACGCUCUGGCGUCGCAGCUCGCCAAGGACGGCCGGCGCGAGCCGCGGCGCGGCGAGGUCUCGGACCGCGUCUGCUCCAUCGCCGGCAACUUCGCCGACCGCGGCCUGCCGGCGCCGCGCCUGGUCGUCAGCGACGUCGCGGAUUUGGACGAGCGUCUCGACGACGAGCGCUACUACUUCGACGACGUCGGCGGCGCGGCGGCGCCCCGCUUCUUCGACGCGAUCGUGACGGACCCGCCCUACGGCAAGCGGGAGCGCGUCGGCGCGCGCGGCGCCGAGGACCUCGACUGGCUGCCCCAUCUACUCGCGCUCGCGGAAACGCGCCUCCGCCCGCGGGGCCGCCUCGUCUUCUGGGUCGCGACGCCGCGCGACGCCGCCGCGGGCGUCGCGGCGGCGCUCCCGCGGCCGCCGGGCCUCGGCGUCGUCGCCGCCGCGAGCCAGGGCAUGGCCGGCGGCUACGCGCGGACGCUCGUCGUCCUCGAGCGCAACGACGAGCCGCCCGGCGGCGGCGCCGCGGCCUCGAGCGCGACGACGGAGCACCUCGCCCUCGCCGACGCGUGGCGCGAGGCGAGCGCCCCACUUAUUGACGAUGGCAUGAGAGCCUUGUUAUUGCUCUGCACGAUCACGCACGCGAGGCACAAGAAGCACGCGAAUCGCGGCUGGCUGCCGGCCCGCGCCCCCAAGGAGCCGGAGCUCCAGCAGCUCGUCGAGCGCGGCGUGCGCGGCGGCCGGCGCCACGAGUCCUGCUACGCGAAGAUGCACGGCGUCGGGCGGAACCAGCGGCCGAACUGCUACCGCUUCGUGAGUCCGCCGAACAGCUCGCGCGCCCUCUGCGGCGCCCUCGUGGCCGCCGUCUACGAGCACCGGCUCUGGCAGCGGCUCGAGGCCGCGCUGCGGCGCGCGGCCGCGCCGUCGGUCCACGUCCUAUCGUCGUGCGCGGCGCGCGGCCUGCUGGGCAACUGGCUCUGCAGCGUGCGCGCGGCGAGCCCGCGGCGCCUCGACCACGUCGUCGUCUGGACCGCCGACGCCUGCGCCGCCGCCGCGCUCGCCCGGAGCUGGCCGCGGGUCGUCACGAUCGACGCGGCCGGGUGGUUCGCCGCGGGCGCGGGCGCGCGGCGCGCGGCCCCCGGCGCCGUCGAGGACGCCGCGGGCCCGUCGACGCGGGACGUGUACGCGCGCUUCUCGGCGCUCAAGGCCUGGAUGCCCUACGCGGUCGCGCAGCUCGGCCGCGAAGCUUUGACGCACGACGCGGACGUCGCCUGGCGCGGCGACGUCCUAGGCUGGGUCGACCGGAGCUUCAACGUGUCGCCGGCCAUGCUCCUCACGCACAACGCGCCGUCCCACGCCUGCCCGAACCAGGUCAACGGCGGCUUCAUCUACGCGUCGGCCGACGGGAACGCGCGGCGGGCGCUCCGCGACUGGUUCGGCGCGUGCGCGAACAUGGUGUCCCCGAACGUCCACAAGCCCACGCAGGGGCGGCCCUCGGGGUCGAACAAGACGGAGAACCAGCCCUUCCUCGUCGCGGCGCUCAAGGACGCCAUGUACGAGCACAAGGGCUUCCGCUGCGCGUACGCGCGCGACGGCGACGGCGACGGCGUCUUCGACGCGCCGCGGCCGCUGACCAUCGUGCCCGACGCCCUCUUCGCCAACGACCGGCUCAACGGCAGCGGCGCGCUCUUCUACCACGCGAACCACCACGAGGGCUGGCGCGCCAAGUGCCGCGCGCUCCGGGCCGCCGGCGCGCUCUUCCUCGCGAACGCGUCCCGCGGCGACGUCUGCGACGCGGCGCCCCGGGGACUCCGGGCGACGUGCGUGGAGAAGCAGCGCAAGGGCGCGGAGAAGCGCGAGAAGCAGGCGAAGCAGAAGGCCCAGGCGCAGGCCGUGGAGGUCGCGAAGCAGAAGCACCACCUGUCGCGGAAGAAGUGGGCGACGCAGACGAUCAAGGAGAUGGUCUUCGUGCUCUGCAUCGCCGCCGUCGCCGUGCGCACGCUGCGCAAGUUCUACGCCCGCUACGCGCCCCUCGUGCGGCCCGCGGAGGCCGCGGAUUUGCCUCUCCUCGACGCGCGCGCCGACGUCUUCGGCCCCGCCGUCGCGCACUCGCUGGCGUCCUGCGCCGACGCCGCGACGCGAAAACAGGCCCGCGUCGUCGCGCUCUUCAGCGACGAGGCCGCGUUCCGCGCCCACGCGGCGACGGCGUGCUUCGCGCCCGUGUUGAGGGCGGCGCGGCUGCCGGCGGCGAACGCGUUCCGCCUGCACGUGCUCCGAAGCGACUUUGCGGCGACGUCCUGGCACUUCGACGAGGCGGCGACGACGAGGAUGGACACGCGCUACGCGGCCCUGGCGACGAGCGCCUACUACGUCGACGCCGGCGGCGGCGACGUCGAGGUCGCGCGCUUCGACGAGGCGUGGUCGAGGCAGCACGCGUCGGACAAGCCCGCGGCGCUCGAGGCGCUCGCGGCGCUGAGCGCCGAGGCCGAGGGCCCCGGCGCCUGGGAGGUCGACGGCGCCGCGCGGCGCCGCGCGGCCGUCAUGCGGCGCGACGGCGUCGCGACGGCCGCGGAGCUCGGCCGCGCGACGCCGGCCGCGAACGGGAUCCUGACCUUCCCGACGGCCUUCCACCGGACCCCGCCCCCGGCCAGUGGACCCGCCGACGAGGACGGCUUCGGCGAGCCGCAAACGCGGCUCGUCGUCGUCCUCGAGCAGUACGCGCUCCCGGCCCACGCGCUCAAGUGGGCGCCGCCCUUCGAGCUCGCGACGACCGUCCGCGGCGUCCGGGCCCUCGCGAAGCCGCCCGUCGCGACGAGCUACUAA
This is a messenger RNA of Aureococcus anophagefferens, 3297 nucleotides long. RefSeq lists its product as hypothetical. The transcript is spliced from 3 exons. The record is from RefSeq and is a predicted model, not a curated record. Lineage: Eukaryota; Pelagophyceae; Pelagomonadales; Pelagomonadaceae. Gene Ontology annotation, cellular component: cytoplasm. Gene Ontology annotation, molecular function: nucleic acid binding. Gene Ontology annotation, biological process: methylation. The coding region runs from base 1 to 3297 and encodes 1098 amino acids.